Messenger RNA from Brachypodium distachyon (stiff brome), 885 nucleotides. Its product is annotated as probable phospholipase A2 homolog 1. The annotation marks the transcript as partial. Gene Ontology annotation, biological process: pollen development; pollen germination; pollen tube growth. Lineage: Eukaryota; Viridiplantae; Streptophyta; Magnoliopsida; Poales; Poaceae. The transcript has 3 exons. Gene Ontology annotation, molecular function: A2-type glycerophospholipase activity; calcium ion binding. The record is from RefSeq and is a predicted model, not a curated record.
UGCGUGCGGGGUUGGGUUCCUUUGCGCGUAUUGGGGUUUUUGACCUUUGCGAGUGCGCACGGGUCGGGGAAGAAAGGCAACCAACUCCUGACAGGUACGGCCCACCGGACAGCCAAAGGCCAGAUUAGAUCAUCUUCAUCCCCCCACCAAUCUCGUCCGCUGGCCAUGGCGCUGCUCGUCGUGUUCCUCCUCCUCGCCGUCGUCGUGGACCUCGCCUCGGCGGUCGCCCCGCCGCCGCCGCCCUGCAGCCGGUCGUGCGCCACGCUCAACUGCGACUCGGUGGGGAUCCGGUACGGGAAGUUCUGCGGCGUGGGGUGGAGCGGGUGCGAGGGGGAGGAGCCCUGCGACGACCUCGACGCCUGCUGCCGCGACCACGACCACUGCGUCGACAAGAAAGGUCUGAUGAGCAUCAAAUGCCACGAGAAGUUCAAAAACUGCAUGAGGAAGGUGAAGAAGGCCGGCAAGGUUGGGUUCUCCGGCAAGUGCCCAUACGAACUGGCCAUGGCCACCAUGACUCAAGGGAUGGACAUGGCAAUCAUGCUCAGCCAGUUGGGCAGCCAGAAGAUGGAGCUGUAGCUUACUGGUCGCUCGGUUGAUCUUAGAGAGGAGGUAUUCACCGACAUUGCUUGAUUGAAACUCAAUUUGACUUUGUUUGGUUAUUAUUACCACACCGUAGUUAUGAUUUUUUUCCUUUAGAAAAUCACAUUGUUUUGGAUUGGACAGCCGCAACGAUAAGAUGAUUUUAGGUUCCUGUGCGUUUUGCAGCUUGUAGUACAUUAUUGGAUCUUCUGCCCAGCUCUCAUUUCUGUAAACUGGGUUGUCAUGUAAUUGGAUCAAAAUAUUCACCAUUCUCCAACUUGAGAAUAUAAUUUUCAUGUCGAUCUA